AUGGCCCCCGUGGACAUACCAAAUGCUGGUGAUUUCUUCAGCAUGUGGCGACAUCAUAUAUACCAUUUAUCUGAGCAGUCCGCUGUAGUGAGUAUAACAACCUCGUACGACUGCCGGGACAGUCUUUUAGCGCUCGCCCGAGCAGCGACUUUGGGAGGGGUUCUCAAGCUUCACUCACAGCUCGAUUCCAACCCUAAUAAUCUUGUUUUAUGCGGUAAGUUCCCGGCAGACAGCCCAGAAGGAAUACAGUGUUUUACUCUUCCUAAUGCUACGGUACUCGUCCGGAUUGAAGUCGGUACGGGUCCUCAGCAUGCAGGGAAAGCCAGAGUUGCGGUGCGGUCCUCAGAGCCUCUAGUAGCAUUGGCGGUCCGAGAUGAUCUUCUACUGGCCUUCGCCGAGCUUCCAGUGGAUGAGGAACCUCACGACCCCAACUUUGCCGCGUGA
This is a messenger RNA of Perkinsus marinus ATCC 50983, 444 nucleotides long. RefSeq lists its product as hypothetical. The coding region runs from base 1 to 444 and encodes 147 amino acids. Gene Ontology annotation, cellular component: membrane coat. NCBI's taxonomy places the organism in Eukaryota, Perkinsozoa, Perkinsida, Perkinsidae. The record is from RefSeq and is a predicted model, not a curated record. Gene Ontology annotation, biological process: vesicle-mediated transport; intracellular protein transport. The transcript is spliced from 5 exons.